Molecule: messenger RNA, 2621 nt
Organism: Pseudomyrmex gracilis
Lineage: Eukaryota; Metazoa; Arthropoda; Insecta; Hymenoptera; Formicidae
Product: probable cytochrome P450 6a13
Exons: 7
Coding region: 441-2006 (521 amino acids)
Molecular function (GO): oxidoreductase activity, acting on paired donors, with incorporation or reduction of molecular oxygen; iron ion binding; heme binding
Source: RefSeq, a predicted model, not a curated record
CGCUAUUUUUUUCUCCCACCGUCCUCUUUCGCUCUUUUUCGCGCGCUACACACAUUCGCACACACAUUUUUUUUACCGUGAAAAAUCGCUCCAAACUAAAUUCAAACGAAAUCCAUGCCGCGAAAUGUUUUCUAGUGCGUCGACACGAGUUUCCACCGUGCGCUCUUUUCUUCGCGUCAAAUCGUCACGGCGAAUCACAUGCGACGGUCGAACGCGAUCGGUCAGUGAGUGAAUGUGCGUCUUGUCUUCGACGAAAGAACGGAAAAACAUUUAAAACAGAGCUAAAGCAAAUUGUUAUCUCGACACACGGCUCGGUCGGAUCGAACUGCGCGCAACAGCUGAGUAAAAGUAAUAGAUUACGACUCAAAGACUGAGCCGGGGGAUACAAUAAAAGUGAAUGCGUCGGAAAUUCCCGAAAACCGAGGCACGUCGAACGGAAGAUGAAAAUGCUCACCGUUCUAACGAUAUUGCUCGAUCCCUUCCUUCUUAUCGGACUCUUUUUCGGCAUUCUGUACUAUUAUCUCACGGCGACAUUUGAUUUUUGGAAAUGUCGCGGUGUGCCGUACAAAAAGCCGACCGUGCUCGUCGGAAACUUCGCUUCUCUGCUUCUGUUCCGCAAGUCGCAACCGGAAGGCGUCAAAGAGAUGUACCAAUGGUUCGAGAACGAAAAAUUCUUCGGCGCGUUUCGCGUGAGAUCGCCCGUGCUGAUCCUGCGCGAUCCCGAUUUGGUGAAGUCCGUGUUCGUCAAGGAUUUCGCUUUCUUCGUGAAUCGCGGAAUUCCGGUCAAUAACGCCAAGGAUCCGCUGUCCGCGCAUCUGUUCAACCAAGAAGGACGCAAGUGGAAGAGUCUCAGAUCGAAGCUGACCCCGGCGUUCUCGUCGGGCAAGCUGAAGCAAAUGUUUUACCUGCUGGCGGAAUGUGGCGAGGAAUUGCAGAAGCUCAUAGACGCGAGCUGCAGCUCAAGCACGGUGGUCGAGGUGCGGGAACUGGCGGCAAAAUUCACCAUCGACGUCAUCGGCAGCUGCGCCUUCGGCAUACAAAUAAACUCGCUCACCAACAACGAGUCCGAGUUUCACAGGGCGGCGAAGAGGCUCACGAAACCGAGUUACAAAAUCACCCUAUGGAGAAUGCUGCGAACAGCCAUGCCGGGACUGUAUCGGUUGCUGGGUGUGCAGCUUGUCGAUCCGAGCGUCACCGCGUUCUUCAAGGACGUGGUGUCCCAGAUGAUCGACCAGAGGGAGAGCGCCGGCGCGACAAGACACGAUUUCAUGGACCUGCUGAUCGAGAUAAAGAACAAAACCGCUCCGAAGAACGAGGGCGAAAGCGCGCGGAUCUGCGGCAACGAGGACGUCGAGAAGGACAUCGAAUUGGACGAGAACACUAUCGCGGCACAGGCGUUUAUGUUUUUCGCCGCUGGUUACGAAACGGCCUCGAACACAAUCGCGUUCUGCCUCUACGAAUUGGCGUUGAACCCGGAGAUCCAGGAGACAGCGAGGCGAGAGAUGCGCGUCGUCAUGGAGAAACGGGACGGAAGAUUGACUUACGAAGCGGUAAAGGAAAUGAAGUAUCUCGACAUGGUGAUACUAGAAACUUUGAGAAAGUAUCCGCCAGCCCCGCUGGUCUCUCGAAAAUCCGAGUACAACUAUCGUAUACCGAACAGCAAGGUGGAACUGCCGGCCGGCAUGCGGGUGAUCGUGCCGAUUUAUGGGUUUCAUCACGAUCCGAAUUAUUAUCCCGACCCGAUGACGUUCGAUCCCGAGAGAUUCACGGAGGAGAAUAAACGCAGGAGACAUCCUUACACGUAUCUCCCGUUCGGUGAAGGCCCGCGAAAUUGCAUAGGAAUGCGGUUUGCGUUGCUGCAAAUCAAGAUGGGAUUAAUUGCGUUUCUCACGAAUCACCGAGUCGAGAUAUGCCGCAAAACAAUCGUGCCAAUCAAAUUCAGCAGACGGAGUCUCGUGACCACGAGCGAGGCGGGAUUUUGGCUCAACGUUUCACCGAUUUCCUAGAUCUGUAGAACGAUCGUUUCUUUUGAAUCAUCUUCUUUUUCAGAAGCAAUGCGAUUAUUUUAAUAUUGUGACACGUAUUUUUUGAGAGAGCGUAUUUUUAUUUAACGUCAUUUCGAUUACAAGACGUGUUUAAAAAACUGCAAAAGUGUGUAAUUAGAUACGCGGUAGGAUCGUAUAUAUAAAAAAAAAAAAAGAAAAAAAGAAACGUGCAAAAUUAUCAAAACGGACUCGGCGAGAAAAUAAUCGCGAUAUUGUCGACAAUAACGCUGAUUUAUUUCACGGUCGAUCCAUGUGUGCAUAAUGACAAUUGCAUUAGACAUUUAUUUAUGCGCGCGUAUAAAUAACAGCUUUAAUGCAACGUGUCUCACAAAAUUUAUAUCUUUGAUUGAUAAAAAGUUUACAUCCAAGAAGUUCAUUUAUAUAUUAAUUGCAAGAUACAUAUUUUUGUAUAAUGCGCUGUGCUUGUACUUACUCAUUUUCACGCGCUUCGUAUCGGCUCGUUUACUUAUAAUUAAGUUUUCUUUUUUUAAUUACUGAUUAGAUUUUGAAAACAACUUGAGCAUAUUUACACAUAAAUACAUAUAUAUAUAUUUUUUUUGUAUUUUAAAAUACAUU